Messenger RNA from Botrytis fragariae, 471 nucleotides. RefSeq lists its product as uncharacterized. The record is from RefSeq and is a predicted model, not a curated record. The coding region runs from base 1 to 471 and encodes 156 amino acids. The transcript has 4 exons. Lineage: Eukaryota; Fungi; Ascomycota; Leotiomycetes; Helotiales; Sclerotiniaceae.
AUGGCUAGACUUUUUCUAUUCACUUUACUUGCGUUUGGUAUCACCACGUUUGCAACGCAUCUUCCAACCCGUCAAAAUAACGUCUGCGCGAUGUGGUGUGCAGCUAAUUUCGCAAGUCCCGGAGCUUGUACAUCGCAAGCCGCCCAGGGGGGAGGGCCUUGCUAUACCUGCGGUCCUCUUGCGGCCAACCCUGCGCAAGCACUGUGCAGUGGCACUUGUGUUGAUACUAGUACCAGCAGUGCCAACUGUGGAUCAUGUGGAAAUUCGUGUGGGAGUUCAACGUGUGUAGGCGGUGUUUGCGCCCCAGCCUGCCCUUCUGGACAAUCACUAUGUAAUGGUGUUUGCGUCAACACUCAGAGUGACAAAAACAACUGUGGAAGCUGUGGCUUUGUGUGUCCCAACCCAUGCACCGGCGGAACACCCUUGAUAUUCUGUCAACAAGGAAGAUGUGGUUUUGGGUGUCUUGACUAG